Argentina anserina (silverweed cinquefoil) is the source of this 2196-nucleotide messenger RNA. RefSeq names its product U-box domain-containing protein 11. The record is from RefSeq and is a predicted model, not a curated record. The coding region runs from base 100 to 1959 and encodes 619 amino acids. The transcript has 4 exons. Gene Ontology annotation, biological process: protein ubiquitination. Gene Ontology annotation, molecular function: ubiquitin-protein transferase activity; protein binding. NCBI's taxonomy places the organism in Eukaryota, Viridiplantae, Streptophyta, Magnoliopsida, Rosales, Rosaceae.
UCCCAUGACCACCACCCAUUUCAACCUCCCCACCCCCACCACCGCCCGCAUUGUCACUCCGCUUCUCCUCUGGUCGUGAAACCCCCACACCGCCCUCCGAUGGCCGGCGGCAGCGUGCCGGAGCUUCUGCAGCUCGUCCACGACAUCGCCGGAGCUGGUAAUUCAGGCUGCGGCGUGUUCAGGAAGGACUGCACCGAUCUGGUGCGGCGGAUCGCGCUGCUGACGCAUUUGUUCGAGGAGAUUCGGGACUUCAAAGGCCGCCAAUCUCCGCCGUCGGAUGCUUCGACUUCAUCGUGCUCGACGGAGCCGUGGGUUUCCGAUCUCGUCACGGCUCUUCAGGCUGCUAAGCGGCUUGUAUCCGAUUCCAAUUGCGCCGCUCCAGUUCUCGCCGCUGAAGGAAGCAAAAAGAUAAGCUUUCAAUUUCAAUGUGCCACCUGGAGAUUGGAGAAGGCGCUAGCUGAAAUACCGUAUGAUCAGUUUGAAAUCUCAGAGGAAGUUGAAGAACAGGUUGCAUUGGUUAGAGCACAAUUGAGAAGAGCCAUAGAGAGAUAUGGGUCAUUGGUUACGAGGAAAAUGUCAUUUCAUGGCCUCCCUCAGUCUCUGGUAGAGUCUGGAGAAUGGGUGCAUGUGGUAGAGGAUAAUAGUAGUUCAAAGGUGAUAGACAAUCUACCCAAGAGCUUUAGUGCCGAUGAUUUGGUUCAUAAAUUGCAAAGGAUGAGUAAUAUACGUGUGGCGGAGUCGCCUUCGCUCUGCUCAGAGAAUGAAACUCAUGUUGAUGGGGAGGAAGAUACAAAAAAGAAGCCUGACGCCGCUGUUAUCCCAGCUGAUUUUAUAUGCCCGAUAUCUCUGGAACUCAUGAGAGAUCCUGUUAUUGUGGCCACUGGUCAGACGUACGAGAGAUCUUACAUACAGAGAUGGAUAGACUGCGGAAAUACAACUUGUCCAAAAACUCAGCAAAAGCUUCAAAAUGUGACACUAACUCCAAAUUAUGUCUUGAGAAGUCUAGUUGCUCAGUGGUGUAUUGACAACAACAUUGAGCAGCCAACGGGAUUAACAAAUGGUAAGCUCAAGAAGAGUGAUGGAUCCUUUCGUGACAUUAGUGGGGACAUUGCAACCAUUCGAGCUCUGGUAAGCAAGCUUGCAGGUCGAUCAGUUGAGGAGCGGAGAGCAGCUGCGGCAGAAAUAAGGUCACUGUCCAAAAGAAGUACUGAUAACCGAAUACUAAUUGCAGAAGCGGGUGCUAUUCCUGUUCUGGUCAAUCUCUUAACAGUAGAUGAUGGUUUAACACAAGAGAAUGCAGUGACUUCCAUUUUAAACCUCUCGAUAUAUGAAAACAACAAGGGGCUCAUAAUGCUUGCUGGUGCUGUUCCCUCUAUUGUACAAGUCCUCAGAGCUGGAAGCAUGGAGGCACGAGAGAAUGCUGCAGCGACAAUUUUUAGUUUAUCGCUUGCUGAUGAGAACAAGAUAAUUAUAGGUGCAUCAGGAGCAAUUUCAGCUCUGGUGGAUUUGCUUCAAAAUGGGAGCACAAGAGGGAAGAAAGAUGCUGCAACAGCGCUGUUCAAUUUGUGCAUUUAUCAGGGCAACAAAGGGAGGGCUAUCAGAGCCGGGAUAAUUACAGCUCUACUAAAGAUGCUAACUGAUUCAAGCAAUUGCAUGAUUGAUGAGGCACUGACCAUUAUGUCAGUUCUUGCUACCCAUCAAGAGGCUAAAGUUACUAUAGUAAAGGCCGGUACAAUACCUGUUUUGAUAGACCUUUUGCGGACAGGCCUGCCUCGAAAUAAAGAGAAUGCAUCUGCCAUUUUGCUUGCAUUGUGCAAGAGAGAGAACGAGAACCUUGCCUGCCUAAGUAGGCUUGGUGCUGUCAUACCCUUGACAGAGCUCACUAAGAGCGGAACAGAGAGAGCCAAAAGGAAGGCUAAUUCAUUGCUGGAGCAUCUUCGGAAGUCGCAGCAGCUAUAACAACAAUUGUAGAGGUAAUGCCAUUGGUUUCCGAAUUGUUAAUCAAUGUCCUCCAAAAAAAUUUUCUCAAUGAAUGUUCCACUGUUCUUUUUGUGGUGUGAAUCUGAGAAUUCGAGAUAGAUAUGAAUAAGUCGAUCGAUCUCAAUGCUUUGUAUAUUCGUUUCUUCCUUUUUUUAAGAGUGAGAACAUGCUGAUUCAAUACACAUUGUUUUUCUGUAACAUUCUUUAACUUCACUC